AUGGAGGGGAAAACUACUCUAUGCUUUCUCAUGGUGCUUCUGCUGCUAGGAAACUGCGCACAUGCUGAGAACAGCUGCAAAGAGCACCGUACUUUGGAGAUAGGCUGCAUAAGAAAAUAUUGUAGGAAAAACUGCAACAGAGACUACGAAGGACAUCGUGUCAGGAAUGCUUAUUGUACUGGCUUUAUCCCCUUCGUCUUUUGUGUCUGCGACGUCUGUGACGGCUAG
Triticum turgidum subsp. durum (durum wheat) is the source of this 228-nucleotide messenger RNA. The record is from the annotation of a GenBank genome assembly. NCBI's taxonomy places the organism in Eukaryota, Viridiplantae, Streptophyta, Magnoliopsida, Poales, Poaceae.